AUGCAUUCCGGAGCACUCAUCCAGCAAAGUUGUUUCCAGGAGCUUCAUCAACUUACAGCACUCCCCAGAAUUAAGAUUUUGCAAAAGGGUUCGAAAGUUAGACCCAGCCUGCCCAGUAUUCGCCAAUUGUUACGAGAUAUUCAAUCACGCAAUGGGACAAGGAACUCCCCUACCCCCAACAAGCUUUUUUAUACUACGGGACAGCCCCAUGUCUACUCUUCAGUAAGCCCUGGAGUUCACGAAUCUGGUUUGUUGCCAAACUAUACCAGGCUUUCUCAAAGAAACUUUGAUCUUACUACUACCGGUGUUUCUGAGGCGCCACAACCAUCUCUUCAUAACAACAUUUGUGAUGACCAUAUCAUUCAUGCUGAACAUACUCGACUUGUGAGAUUGCAGCCCCAUAGACCAGCUCCAAGACCACCAUUAAAUACUGGCAACAUUCAAAAACCAAGCGGUGAUUUGCUCAAACUCGCUUACGCUGUCGAAGCGUCCACAAACAUGGGACGCACUACUGUCACUGGUAACCAUGUAACUGACAGUAUAAUACAUUUCAACGGGGACUAUCAAUUGAAAAUUGCGGAAAUCUUGGAAAGCUUGCAGGCGAUGUACAGAAAUUUGCAGGAAUGGCCACUGUCGAUGCAUAGUCAGGAUGUAGCGAGAAUUGAUAAAAUGUCUCUUUUGAUCGAUUAUAUUUCCCCUGAGAGCUUGGAAUCAACUACUGUCAUGGCGAAACGGGCCUAUGAUUCUCUCAUGACUAUCAGUCAGUGGAAGACAAAAUAUAAGAAGCUACACAUCGGUCUUCAUUCACGUUUAGUUGACACGCGACUUGAGAAGAGUUCAAAAGUGAAAAAGCUGCGCUUGUCCAAAAACAAGUUCAAGGAAGACCUGAAGCGUCACCUAAAGAAUUCAGACCCUGCGGUGGCGCUACGCGGAGAAUACGAUGCUGGUGAAAAAACCGCGAAAGAUGAUCUAGUUAAACCUGUUGAAUCCUUUUCAGCGAAAAAGUUAGCGCUGAUUGAGAGCGAGGACGAAAGCACAAAGGCUGGACUUCAAUGUGCACAUUGCUUGUCAACCAAAACUCCUGAGUGGAGAAAAGGCCCUUAUGGCAAACGAAGUCUUUGUAACGCCUGCGGUCUAUUUUACAAAAAGUUGGUUAGAAAAUUCGAUGAUGCUCAGGCCGCCUUGAUCAUGAAAUACAGAAAAAGAGUUUCGAGCAAAGAUAGAAAAGUACCUAGAGUCUUUGAUGUUCCAGAUAAUCAAUUAUAA
Molecule: messenger RNA, 1266 nt
Organism: Lachancea nothofagi CBS 11611
Lineage: Eukaryota; Fungi; Ascomycota; Saccharomycetes; Saccharomycetales; Saccharomycetaceae
Source: the annotation of a GenBank genome assembly